This is a messenger RNA of Hyphopichia burtonii NRRL Y-1933, 2599 nucleotides long. RefSeq lists its product as uncharacterized. NCBI's taxonomy places the organism in Eukaryota, Fungi, Ascomycota, Pichiomycetes, Serinales, Debaryomycetaceae. The record is from RefSeq and is a predicted model, not a curated record. The transcript has a single exon. The coding region runs from base 1 to 2568 and encodes 855 amino acids.
AUGUCUGAGUUGUUUUUCUUGCGACACGGUCUAAGAAUCGAUCAUGCUUUGCAAGAAGAUCCGGAAGCACAACCAUUACUAGCGGAUUCCCAACCGUAUGAUCCUUCAUUAUCGACAGUGGCAGUUGGUCAAAUGGAAAAAGCUUGUGAUGAUUUAUUGGAAACAACCGAAGCAUUUCAAGAUAAAUCGGAUACAAGUAUUAGGAAAAACAUCUUCAUUCAUGUGAGUCCCUAUUUACGCUGUUUACAAUCGGCAGAUUUAAUGAUAACGUUUUUGAAGAAUAAAAUAAGUUCCAAAUAUCCAAAUUACAAAGUAAGAAUACAAAUUUUGGGAGAUUUUGCAUUAUCCGAAUGGAUUCACGAUAAAAUGAAAAAUAAACCGCCUUUUAUUGAUUCAAAUGAUGCUUAUCAAAUGUAUACUCCGAAUAUUAAAACAUUGAAGAAUAAAAAUUGUGUUUCGAACUUUAGGCCAACAAAUUCAUUGGGCCCAUUUAAUGGUCCCGAUUUAAAUUAUAAAGAUUAUCAAAAUCAUUGUAAAAGUUAUUUUAAAAAACUAUUGGCUACCUAUGAUAAACCUUCGUAUAUUAAAAAUAAAGAUAUCAUCUUAAUCAUAUCUCAUGGUUACGUCAUUAAUAACUUUGUUUCUUAUUUCAUAAAUCAUCCAAUAUUUGAUGAGAUCCCCGGAGCUAAAAUAAACUAUGCUAAACGAGUUAAAAAUGAUGAAAUAAAUGAAGAUUCGGAUGAAUAUGAUCCUUCUAAUUAUAAAUGGGUCUUGUUCAAAGACUCGCUUGACUUAUUUACUCCAGAUAUUGAUACUAGUUUGAAUCUAGAAACGGAUAUAGUCUAUUAUAAAACUAACUUUAUUAAAAGAGAUGAAUUAAAUGAUCAAGGUCCUCAAACUUCUAAAUCUCCCGGAGGAUUUUUAGGUAAACCCCAACUAGAAAAACCUAGACCCUCUUUUAAAAUUCCUCAAACAAGUAAUCAACAUAAUGCAGUUUCAAGUACUAAAGAAAAUCAUAAUAACCCGGCAAUUAUUAAAAAUUAUAAUCCUAUUUGUCCAGCGGCAAAAGAUUGGGAACCGGAUUUAUCUCUUCAAUUCAAAAUUAAAUCAGAAUUCCAAUUAAAAGUUAUUAAUGAUGAAGCGUUUAAAAAAUCUUUUAAUAUAACUAAUCGCCCAGUUAAACCAAUAAGUCCAGAAGUAAGUCCAAAUUCAAAACCAACUAGAAAUAACUCAGUAAUUGAUUUAAGCAAAUUAGUCGAUAAUGAUGAUAUUUAUAAGCCAAUGAAAUUGAAAUAUUCAACCACUUCCCAAAUUCCAAUUCAUAAAUUAAAUUCAAAAGUUAAUUCUCAAGUUAAUUUGGCUCAAUAUCAAAGAUCAAAUAAUUCCUCAAAUGAUAAUUCUUUAACUGAUUUACCAAAAUAUUUAAACUCAAUUCAAAAAAGAAGACGCUCUUCUUCAAAUCCAAUUAAUGUCACGGUGACUCAUAAUGCUAAAGAUUCUUACUUCCCCCUGAAUAUAAUUUCAAAAGUUAGAUCAACCCCUGAUAAAAGCUCGGAUUUUCAUACUUCCACUUCUCAAGAAUCUUUAUCUCCAAAUGAUGAUGGUGGAGUAAGUGACUUGAAUAGUGAUUUGGAUAUCAUUCAAGAAACUCAUGGUGGUCCUACAACUCCAGGUGCUUUCGAUGUAAAUCUGUUCAAUUUUGAAACUCCUUCUUCCACUCAAUCCCCGGAACCUUCAGAACUAAAUUCAGGUGAAGUAUCAGGUAACCUUGGUGCCGCAGUGGCUGCUGGUAAGAGACCAGUACCAACCCCACAACAACCUCCAAAUCCUUUAUUAAAUCGCUCAAAAUCUUUGAAUUAUAAAAGAGGUACUGCUCCUGCUAGUAGUAAAUCUUUAUCGCUAUUAGCUAAAUAUCAACAACAUCAACAAUCUCAACAAUCUCAACAAUCUAAAAACAAAAAUUCAAAAAAUUCUGAAGAUGAUGAUAAUGACGAAGAUGAUGACGAAGAUGAUGACGAAGAUGAUGACGAAGAAGAUGAUGACGAUAAUAUAAAUAAUAGAAUGUUUUCAUUAUCUUUUGCAAAUAAUAGGAAAGUCAUGUCAAAAAAUAAAUCACCUAAAUCUUUCGAUCAAUCAAGCUUCAAUGGUGAACAUAAAAAUCCAGUGAAAUUUUAUCCUUCGGGUAUUUCAAAUAAUAGGCCCGGUACUCCUCCUUCAACUUAUUCUGCUUUAAUUUCAACUACUCCAGUAGCCUUUGAUAAACAAAAUAGAUUUUCAAGUGAACGAAAAGUAAGACCCAUGUUUUAUCAAUUUGGUUCCAAUUCAAAUUCAAAUGAAGACUUGAGUACUAGUGAGAGUCCUGCUAAUCCCCAUAAUCCUAAUGAAGCUGACGACGAAAGUGAUGAUAGUUUAUCUUCGGAUGAUUCUAUAAGUUCUGAUGAUGAUGAUGUCAUGUUUAAUAAUCGUGACAAAAAUAAAGUUAACCAAGUUCCUACUCAAAAAACGGCGAAAUCUAAAGCCGAUAAAAAGAACUCCCAGUAUAUUUGGUUUGGUCAAAAUAGAAGCUAGCGUUUUCUUUUCUUAUGAAUUAAUAUAGCCC